UCAUCCUUCUUGUCGACAGAGUCGCUGAAGACAAAAUGAUGCCAUCAUCGCCGGUGUGACAGCAUGGAGUGAAACAGGGCCUGAUCAUGGGAGACGGGAGGUCAACAUGUGCCGAAAUUUGUCCAAAUAUACUCUCAUCUUCCUCUUUCUAGCCUUGUCUGGCCUCUACUUCCUGCUACGCAACAUCCACACUGUGGAGAACUGGAACUGCCACACUAUUUCAGCCCUUUACCAGCUCCAGAGCAGGAUCCAGUCAUCCUUCGUCCCAGUGAAUCUCCCUACUUUUCAUCACAAUCGCACCUUCUGUUCCCAUCUGGGCCAGAAACCGUCCCCUGAAGAUGAACUGGAGGAGCGCUACCUGUUGGACUCUAUCGCCUGGCCCGGGCCUCCACCUCGCUCUACACCACCUGCCCUGCGCCAGACGAGUGACCCCGUGCACAGUCUGUUCGCCGUCCUUCCCACUAAGGGAGCAAGGGAGUGGCAUGUGGGCGACCAGCUGGAGGCUCUCGUCCAAAUGCAUGACUUCCAGGGUCGUCCCAAGCGCUACGGCGGGGAUUUCAUUUUGGCCAGGCUGCACUCACCGGAGCUUGGAGCAGGUGUAGCAGGUAAAGUGCUGGACCACAGGAAUGGAUUUUAUUCUGCUAUGUUUCCGCUCCUCUGGGUUGGUUCUGCACAGGUUGAAAUUACGUUGGUACACUCGAGCGAGGCGAUUGCUGUGCUGCGACGGUUAAGAGAGGAAAGGCCAGAUCGAGUGUUUUUCAAGAGCCUGUUCCGCCUCGGCUUCCUGUCCGAAACUACUGUGUGCAACAUGUGUCUACCACCUGACCACCAGCCUCUGUGCAACUACACAGACCUUUACACAGGGGAACCCUGGUACUGCUACAAGCCUAAGAUGCUCAACUGUGACACCAGAAUCAACCACGCCAAAGGAGGCUAUCUGAAACACCUCAUCACCAACAAAGAAGCAUUGCUUUUUCAGAGUGGUGUAAACAUUAAAGUUCGCAUACACGCUUCAGGACCUGACAGAAUCAACGUGUUGCCUCCCAGGAAAGAAAUAGAUGUAGAAAGCAGCAGUACAAAACCAGAACCUCUUAAGCUAGCACCGUCUGGAUAUUACUACGAGGACUCAUGGAGGCCAUUAAGUGGCGUUGCAUUGCACCAGUUCAAUAAAUCCUCUGACAUCACUCAGUGUUUGAAGAACAAGGAGAUCAACAUGUAUGGAGACUCUACCGUCAGACAGUGGUUUGAGUACCUCAUUGCUUUAGUACCAGGAUUAAAGGAGUUUAAUCUGGACAGUCCUAAAAACGUUGGGCCUUUCAUGGCAGUGGACAGCACUCAUAAUAUUCUCUUGAAGUACCGCUGCCAUGGCCCGCCCAUCCGCUUCUCCACUGUCAUGUCCACUGAGUUGCGGUACAUUUCAAACGAGCUGGACGGCCUCUCUGGGGGUCCCAACACCGUCGUGGUCCUCAGCAUUUGGGCCCAUUUCAGCACCUUUCCUGUCGAGGUGUACAUACGGCGGCUCCGUCACAUUAGGCGGUCCCUGGUGAGACUUCUUGAACGAGCGCCGGCGACGAUUGUUGUGAUCCGCUCGGGCAACCUCCAAGCCCUGGACCAAGAGGUGAGCCUGUACAACAGUGACUGGUACUCCCUGCAGCUCGAUGAGGUGCUUAGGUCCAUGUUCAAGGGACUCAACAUUCUGCUGGUGGACGCCUGGCAAAUGAGUUUAGCACACCACCUUCCUCACGCCCUCCAUCCACCCCCAGUCAUCGUCAAGCACAUGAUAGACACACUGUUGUCUUACAUUUGCCCAGAGAAGAAAAAAAGCCAACUGAUAUAGAAGAAGAGUAAUAAUAGUGGAUCUUGUUGUUGAAGGGAACUGAGGAGUUUACUGUGUAAAUCCAUCAACCAGUUCUUCAAUCAAGUGUUCCCCAAAGCUGCAUACUCUUUAAAACUGUCUUUAAGGAGCAAUUCGUCAGAUUUGUAGUACUAAUCUGUUUACUUGCCUGUUAUAAAUAUUUUUUUUGAAUAUCUUUUUUACUUUGGCACAGUGAUUGUUAUUCCCUUCUGCUUUUCUUACCAAAGUGUUUUGUGUGUGUCUGCAGUAAUGUUACCUUAGCUUAGUUGGUAUUCUUUCAAGGUCAAAUUUUGGACUUUAUGUGUAUGCAUAUGUUUGUUUGUUAGUUUUGCCAAAGCUGAAGACUCAGUGAGUUCUUGUUUCUUAGAUUACUUCAAGCAUUAUUUAAACAAAACCUGCUAUUCUUUUGUCAACCAUAGUUUGACUUAUUGAGUAACAUCUUUUCAUCUUUGAUAUCCUCAGACAUCACGUUAAUAACACAUCGUGUGCUGGUUUUCUUGGAUCCCACCACAUUUUUUCAGUAGAAUUUUUCCUGGUGGUUUCACUGACAGGUCAGCCUUCAGACACUCAAAAGUUUCACACAGCUUUGAUAAAUGUUGUGAACAUCACUUCAGAUGCUCGCAGUUGUCGGUUAAUUUGAGGCUACACCUUUGCACUUACUUUGGCAGUGAUUACCUUUCUACGUUCAAUUUUGUUCUAGAUGUUUUAUAUUGACAAAUUAACAUACCGUAUGCUGCCACAUGUUCAUCAUAGGAAGACAGUAAAGACUGGAGUAGAGAGUUGGUUAUAUCAGGUCUGUGUGACACAAAGAGAAAAUGUGCCUAUUUUCUGUCUUAUGUAUGUAAUGUAGGCCGACAGUCAAUUAUGUCAAACAGAUCCCAAAAAAUGCCAUAAAACACUAAUUUUGUUGACAAUUUUAUUUAAAAAGUUUGAUAUUCCCAUUAAAAACUUCAAGCAUAUCUGUUGGUGCUAAAGUUUGCAGAGCAUCAUGUUUUCUAGGAGUAAAAGAUACAGCUCAUC
Messenger RNA from Etheostoma cragini (Arkansas darter), 2875 nucleotides. It is a transcript of the gene nxpe3, whose product is annotated as neurexophilin and PC-esterase domain family, member 3. Lineage: Eukaryota; Metazoa; Chordata; Actinopteri; Perciformes; Percidae. The coding region runs from base 107 to 1837 and encodes 576 amino acids. The transcript has 5 exons. The record is from RefSeq and is a predicted model, not a curated record.